Molecule: messenger RNA, 528 nt
Organism: Ostertagia ostertagi
Lineage: Eukaryota; Metazoa; Nematoda; Chromadorea; Rhabditida; Trichostrongylidae
Source: the annotation of a GenBank genome assembly
AUGAGUGGUUCGGAAGCUUCAAGUGUGAGCUGCAGUAUCGGCGGCAAGACUUGCCAGGCUGGCGAGUACUGUGAUAAAAUAGGAUGUUGUGAACGACGGUACUGUGCAGGCGGGCAUACGCUUCCUGUGGACAAUCCUAACACUUCAGACAAGCUGGAGCUCAGUACAUGUAGCAGCAAUCAGCAAUGCGAGCAACUUCAUAACGAUUCGUACUGCUCAGCUCUAGAAAAGGGAGACAAAAAAUUUUGCUGUCCCGUCCCGUACUCGAAGAUGUUCAAAAACGAUGGAGCUUUCCUUCUUCCUACCAAGGUUCUCGGUCAAUAUAAGGAACCUCCAAGCAAGCUGAAAAAUGCACUUUCUGAUGCGGGAGAACUCAGCAAGAAAUGCGAGAAAAAUUCGGAAUGUGGAGAUGAAGAGUUCUGUGACGAAGUGGUGCAACGAUAUGCAGAAUACGAAAAAAACGUGAACAAACUUGAAAAAUAUGCUCCUAAGAUAUGCUUUCCAGGUGCGUUUCAUUUAUGUUAUUGA